AAUAUGGAAAAUAGUCCCUGGAUCUUGCUGCUUACGAGAUCUUCUGGAGAUAUUUGGCCUGCAUUAAUCAAUCAGAUUUUAUAUUUCAAACUAACUUUUUGCAGAGGAUCAGUGCUUUUUUUCUUUGUUCUGGACAACAUGGGCCUAUUAAGCAAAAUGUGAUACUAAAAUAAAUUUUAGUAAGAUAUAACUCUUUUUAAAAAACUUUUCAAGUCUGAGCUGCAAAAAGGUCUGGGUCGGCGCGGCUGGGUCUUAGAGCCGAAGGAUUCCGGCGCCCCUCGCCCUGAUUGGUGCCAACUCCCCACAGUUGCCCGGGGAUUGGUCCAAAGUUCUGGGUGGGGGCGUGGCCUAAGGAAAGUAAAAACUCGCUUUCAGCAAGACUUUGAAACUUUUCCCAAUCCCUAAAAGGGACUUUGCCUCUUUUUCCGGGCUCGGCAGGGCACCCGCUCUGGACACCGGCUCGCCGACCUUCAAGGCUGCAGACUUGGCCGGGGGGAGGGUGGGCCUUGGAGAGCCGUCUUUCCCCCUCCUUUCUUUGAGAGAGGGGUGAGCCUCCGGGCACUUCGCCUUUGGCGUCUCCGCUGCGUCCCCCGGCCGCCCGCCCGGGCUGCCACCCGUCGAAUCCCGGGAGCCAGCGAGUGGCCGGCGCUGCGCUCGCCCGGAGCGCGCCCUCCAGAAUGCUGGUCCGCCCGGUCCGCUGAAAGCGAACGCCCUUCUCGACCCGAAGGCACGCUGGCGCCUCCUCCGCUUCGCCCCUGAGGCUUCCAGGCGCCCGGGGCUCCCUCCACCGGCUCCGUUCCUCUCUUCCUCGCUCUAGCAGGGCCUUCCUCGCUUGCCCCGGCCGCGGUCCGUGUGCGCAGGCGGUGGCUAGCCAUUUCGGACGCAGCAUGCAGGCGCGCUACUCCGUGUCUGACCCCAAUGCGCUGGGAGUGGUGCCCUACCUGAGCGAGCAGAAUUACUAUCGGGCGGCGGGCGGCUACGGCAGCAUGGCCAGCCCCAUGGGCGUCUACUCCGGCCACCCGGAGCAGUACGGCGCAGGCAUGGGCCGCUCCUACGCGCCCUACCAUCACCACCAGCCCGCGGCGCCCAAGGACCUCGUGAAGCCGCCUUAUAGUUACAUUGCGCUCAUCACCAUGGCGAUCCAGAACGCGCCGGAGAAGAAGAUCACCCUGAACGGCAUCUACCAGUUUAUCAUGGACCGAUUCCCCUUCUACAGGGAGAACAAGCAGGGCUGGCAGAACAGCAUCCGCCACAACCUCUCACUCAACGAGUGCUUCGUCAAGGUGCCCCGCGACGACAAGAAGCCUGGCAAAGGCAGCUACUGGACCUUGGACCCGGACUCCUACAACAUGUUCGAAAACGGCAGCUUCCUGCGGCGCCGGCGGCGCUUCAAGAAGAAGGACGUGCCGAAGGAGAAGGGGGAGCGGGCCCCCCUCAAGGAGCCGCCCCCGACCGGGCCGCCCCUAGCGGACGCCCCCAAGGAGACCGAGAAGAAAGUGGUGAUCAAGAGUGAGGCAGCUUCUCCGGCGCUGCCGGUGAUCACCAAGGUGGAGACGCUGAGCCCCGAGAGCGCGCUGCAGGGCAGCCCGCGCAGCGCGGCCUCCACGCCCGCCGGCUCUCCCGACGGCUCGCUGCCGGAGCACCACGCAGGGGCGCCCAACGGGCUGCCCGGCUUCAGCGUGGAGAACAUCAUGACACUGCGAACGUCGCCGCCAGACGGCGAGUUGAGCCCGGUGGUCGGUCGCGCGGGCCUGGUCGUGCCGCCGCUGGCGCUACCCUACGCCGCGGCGCCGCCCGCCGCCUACGGGCAGCCGUGCGCGCAGGGCCUGGAGGCCGCGGGCAGCGGCGGCUACCAGUGCAGCAUGCGCGCCAUGAGCCUGUACACCGGCGCCGAGCGGCCCGCGCACAUGUGCGUCCCGCCCGCCCUGGACGAGGCCCUCUCGGACCAUCCGAGCGGCCCCACGUCGCCCCUGAGUGCCCUCAACCUCGCCGCCAGCCAGGAGGGCGCGCUGGCGGCCGCAGGCCACCACCCCCAGCAUCACGGCCACCACCACUCGCAGGCGCCGCCGCCCCCGCCGGCUCCCCAGCCCCAGCCGGCGCCGCAGCCCGGGGCCGCCGCAGCCCAGGCGGCCUCCUGGUAUCUCAGCCACAGCGGGGAACUGAACCACCUCCCCGGCCACACGUUCGCGACCCAGCAGCAAACUUUCCCCAACGUCCGGGAGAUGUUCAGCUCUCACCGGCUGGGGAUCGAGAACUCCACCCUCGGGGAGCAUCAGGGGAGCAGUAAUGCCAGCUGUCAGCUGCCCUACAGAUCCGCGCCGUCUCUCUAUCGCCACGCAGCUCCCUAUUCCUACGACUGCUCCAAAUACUGACUCCCAGGCGCACCCCUGCCCCCGGCCCGCUCAGUUAAGGCUGCAGAGUUAAGGCUGCAGAGACGCAAAAAGAAACAAAACAUGUCCACCAAUUUUUUCUCAGACCGGGAGCAGAGAGCGAGCAAGCGCGCGAGAGCCCUCAGCCCUCUGAGAAGCGUGCAGGUAACUUUAAUUCGCCGUCCCGUUUGUGAGAUUUCAGAAAGGCCCCUAAAGGGACGCAGCGCAACGCAGUGAAUAUUGCUUUUAAAACCCCCUUCCCUACCGUGUAAGCAGGAUGGCUGUGCGCUGCUUGACUCGAGGUUUCAAAAGUUAAGUUAUGGACCGAUUCCCGUAGCACCCAGGAAUGACUUUCUGUAGAGACCCUUGUAGGUGUUUGUGGGGUCCCUAUAGAUAACGGAUGUGCUGAGUGUAAUUUUUAAUUUCUCUAACCGUGCUGUACAAAUGUGUGGAUGUGUAAUCAGGCUAUUUUUUUGUUGUUGUUCAGAGCCAUUAAUAUAAUAUUUAAAGUUGAGUUCACUGGAUAAUUUUUCAUCUUGCCCCACUAUUUCUAACUGCCAAAUUGAAUCAGAGAACCCUAUUUGUUUUCGUUUUCCUUGUACAAUUAUGCAAUAGCAUUCUUUUCCCAGUUAUAGUCUUUUCCAAACAAGAAAAUAAUUUAUUAUUUUUUUUGUUGGCAGAUAAAGAAGUCAAGUAUCUGAUACUUUUAAUUUACAAAGUGUGAUGGUUUUGUAUAGUAGAUUCCACCCUCAGCAUUCCUAAAAGAAAAAAAGCUUUAAAAAAUUAACUUCACCUGUAUUUGUCUUAAUUGUUGUA
Choloepus didactylus (southern two-toed sloth) is the source of this 3185-nucleotide messenger RNA. It is a transcript of the gene FOXC2, whose product is annotated as forkhead box C2. Bases 888 to 2372 code for a protein of 494 amino acids. Gene Ontology annotation, molecular function: DNA-binding transcription factor activity, RNA polymerase II-specific; RNA polymerase II cis-regulatory region sequence-specific DNA binding. The record is from RefSeq and is a predicted model, not a curated record. Gene Ontology annotation, biological process: cell differentiation; anatomical structure morphogenesis; regulation of transcription by RNA polymerase II. The transcript has a single exon. Lineage: Eukaryota; Metazoa; Chordata; Mammalia; Pilosa; Megalonychidae.